AUGUCAGCUGAAGAACUGAAAAAAGUAGCUAUACAAGCUAUAGAUGAAAAAAAUCAACAACUAUUGGAAAUAAAUCAACAGCUACACAAAAAUCCUGAACUAGCAUAUAAGGAAUUUAAAUCACACGAUUUAUUAACAAACUAUUUAGAAAAAGAAGGUUUCCAAGUUCAACGGAGUUACCCUCUACCUACUUCUUUUCGUGCUACGUUUUCACGUGGGAAGGGACCCAAGAUGUGUGUUAUUUGUGAAUAUGAUGCCUUGCCCGAAAUUGGGCAUGCAUGUGGUCACAAUUUAAUUGCCGAAGCAGGAAUAGGAGCCGCAAUCGGUAUUAAAGCCGCUUUGGAAACGAGCCAAACCGAUCUAGGUCAACUUAUCGUUUACGGUACACCAGCAGAAGAAGGUGGUGGCGGUAAGAUUAAAAUGGUGGAAGAAGGUUGUUUCGAUGAUGUCGAUAUCGCUAUGAUGGUUCAUCCAUCUCCUUAUGAUGCUAGCUAUGCCAGCAUCUAUUCAGCUAUGUCUUUCAAGAUAACUUUCGAAGGAAAGGCUGCACACGCAGCAGGUUCACCCUGGGAAGGGAUUAACGCCCUUGAUGCUGCUGUGCAAGCUUAUGUUAAUAUCUCUACGUUGCGUCAACAAUUUAAACCGACAUGGCGAGUUCAUGGCAUUGUAACUGAAGGAGGUAUUAAAACUAAUAUCAUUCCAGAUAGAGCUAAAUUAGAAUACCGAUUUAGAGCUCCAUCUGAUUCUGAGUUGCAAAUACUACAACAAAAAUGCAAAAAUUGUUUCCAAAGUGCAGCCCAAGCAACCGGCUGUAAAGUUGAUAUAGUUCACGAAGGUAUCUGUGGUGAUCAUUAUAGAUCUGUUAUCAACAAUUUACACCUGGUAGAUUUGUAUGAAAAUAACGCCAAGAGUUUAGGUAUUGAGUUUCCGUCGCGAGCCGAGCAAAAGCAAAAGAUGCUUGGCUCAACUGAUAUGGGAAACGUAUCGCGAGUUGUACCUUCUAUUCAUCCAACAUAUUCAAUUGAAACCAAAGGAGGUAAUCAUACACGUGAAUUUGCUGUAGCAGCAUCUACAGAACAAGCUCAUCGACAAACGAUCAUUGCUGCAAAGUCCAUGGCAAUGACGUGUAUUGAUGUCAUGUCCAGCCGUGAUCUACAAGUCCAAAUCAAACAAGAAUUUAUAGCCAGUACUAGUCAAUAA
Molecule: messenger RNA, 1200 nt
Organism: Trichoplax adhaerens
Lineage: Eukaryota; Metazoa; Placozoa; Uniplacotomia; Trichoplacea; Trichoplacidae
Exons: 1
Coding region: 1-1200 (399 amino acids)
Molecular function (GO): dipeptidase activity
Source: RefSeq, a predicted model, not a curated record